Messenger RNA from Panthera uncia (snow leopard), 1048 nucleotides. Its product is annotated as centrin-4. Gene Ontology annotation, cellular component: centriole; centrosome. Lineage: Eukaryota; Metazoa; Chordata; Mammalia; Carnivora; Felidae. The record is from RefSeq and is a predicted model, not a curated record. Gene Ontology annotation, molecular function: calcium ion binding. The transcript has 5 exons. Gene Ontology annotation, biological process: centriole replication; mitotic cell cycle; nucleotide-excision repair. The coding region runs from base 113 to 601 and encodes 162 amino acids.
AGGCAGGCGAGGGCGGCCUUAGCAACGGUUUCUGAACUGUGAAGACAGCCGUUGGGCUGCGCUGCCGGCGGCUGAGAUCGGGAGGUCCCGGCUGAGGGCACCGGUUGGUGACAUGGCAUCCACAAGUUCAGACCAAUGGAAGAAAAGAGCAGCAAAACUUGAAUUGAAUGAAACCCAAAAGCAAGAAAUUAAAGAGGCCUUUGAUUUAUUUGAUGUUGAUGGGUCUGGAACCAUAGAUGUGAAAGAAUUGAAGAUUGCAAUGCAAGCCUUAGGAUUUGAACCAAAGAAAGAAGAAAUUAAAAAAAUGAUAGCUGAAAUCGACAAAGAAGGAAAUGGCACCAUUAGUUUCGAAGAUUUUUUUGCCAUAAUGAGUGUAAAAAUGAGUGAGAAAGAAGAAAUAUUGAAGGCUUUCAAAUUAUUUGAUGAUGAUGAUACUGGAAGCAUAACACUAAACAAUAUCAAGAGGGUUGCUAAGGAACUAGGGGAAAAUUUAACAGAUGAUGAACUUCAGGAAAUGCUUGAUGAAGCUGAUCGUGAUAGGGAUGGAGAAGUAAGUGAGGAAGAAUUUUUGAGGAUGAUGAAAAAGACCACUCUUUAUUAAUACUUUUUUUAAUCCCUCUGGAAAGUUAAUAACUUUGUAUUUGUUAUACAGUUCCAUAAUAUCUGAAUGUAUUUGUUGUCAAUUUCUAAUUUAUUUGCGCAAAUUGGUGUUUUGAUGUGUAAUCCAUGCAAGAAGCUAGGCUUCUAUCAACAUGUUGUUAAACAUCUACAGCAUCAAGAAAGAAAAUAUAAUGAUUUCUGUGAAUCGUGAAUCCAAAACCAGUAUUAAUUCCAACUGCUACUUUUUGGAGUCUCAGCAUCUAAAGACUUAGAAUUUUUUUUAGGUUUAAUGAAACUGAGCCCACAUCCGAUUGAAUUUGGCAAACAGGCUAUUACUUUCCCUAUUAUUUUCCUUUUGUGCAACUCUUUAAAAACUGAUAAACAUUUGAUUUUUAAUCAGUUAUUCAGAUAUGUAAAGUAUUAAAUAAAAUUGCCUAGUAAUACUUUA